Molecule: messenger RNA, 3960 nt
Organism: Antechinus flavipes (yellow-footed antechinus)
Lineage: Eukaryota; Metazoa; Chordata; Mammalia; Dasyuromorphia; Dasyuridae
Gene: PC
Product: pyruvate carboxylase
Exons: 21
Coding region: 106-3630 (1174 amino acids)
Biological process (GO): pyruvate metabolic process; gluconeogenesis
Cellular component (GO): cytoplasm
Molecular function (GO): ATP binding; metal ion binding; pyruvate carboxylase activity
Source: RefSeq, a predicted model, not a curated record
GUUGCGCGGGGCUGCAGCGCAACUGUCAGUGGAGGCGGCGGCGGCAGUGGCAGUGGCUGAGGGGCAGCAGCGGCGGAGGCGGCAGAAUCUGGGUCUGAGGCUGCGAUGUGGAGGUUCCGUCUGGCCCACGGGGGCCUGAGGCUCCUGACUGUCCGACGUGCCUACAGCUCCAAAAGCAGCCACUACCCCGAGUACAAGCCCAUCAAGAAAGUCAUGGUGGCCAACCGAGGUGAGAUCGCGAUCCGAGUGUUCCGGGCCUGCACGGAGCUCGGCAUCCGCACCGUGGCCGUGUACUCGGAGCAGGACAUCGGGCAGAUGCACCGGCAGAAGGCCGACGAGGCGUACCUCAUCGGCCGGGGGCUGGCACCCGUGCAGGCCUACCUGGACAUCCCCGACAUCAUCAAAGUGGCCAAGGAGAACCACGUGGACGCCGUCCACCCCGGCUACGGCUUCCUGUCGGAGCGCGCCGACUUCGCCCAGGCCUGCCAGGACGCCGGCAUCAAGUUCAUCGGCCCCAGCCCCGAAGUGGUGCGCAAGAUGGGGGACAAGGUGGAGGCCCGCGCCAUCGCCAUCGCCGCAGGCGUCCCCGUGGUUCCCGGCACCGACAACCCCAUCUCUUCCUUGGGCGAGGCCCGCGAGUUCUGCAACACCUACGGCCUCCCCAUCAUCUUCAAGGCCGCCUACGGGGGCGGGGGGCGCGGCAUGAGGGUCGUGCACAGCUUCGAGGAAGUGGAAGAGAACUACAACCGCGCCUACUCGGAGGCCCUGGCCGCCUUCGGCAACGGGACGCUGUUCGUGGAGAAGUUCAUCGAGAAGCCGCGUCACAUCGAGGUGCAGAUCCUGGGCGACCAGUUCGGGAACGUGCUGCACCUCUACGAGCGCGACUGCUCCAUCCAGCGCCGGCACCAGAAGGUGGUGGAGAUCGCCCCGGCCGCCCACUUGGACCCCCAGCUCCGGAGCCGCCUGACCAGUGAUUCGGUCAAACUGGCCAAGCAGGUGGGCUACGAGAACGCGGGCACGGUGGAGUUCCUCAUAGACAAGUACGGCAAACACUAUUUCAUCGAGGUCAAUUCUCGUCUGCAAGUGGAGCACACGGUCACCGAGGAGAUCACCAACGUAGACCUCGUCCACGCCCAGAUCCACGUGGCCGAGGGCCGCAGCCUGCCCGACAUGGGCCUCCGGCAGGAGAACAUCCGCAUCAACGGCUGUGCCAUCCAGUGCCGGGUCACCACGGAGGACCCAGCGCGAGGCUUCCAGCCGGACACCGGCCGGAUCGAGGUGUUCCGGAGCGGCGAGGGCAUGGGCAUCCGCCUGGACAACGCCUCGGCCUUCCAGGGGGCGCUCAUCUCCCCGCACUAUGACUCCCUCUUGGUCAAAGUCAUCGCCCACGGCAAGGACCACCCCACGGCUGCCACCAAGAUGAGCCGGGCGCUGGCCGAGUUCCGCGUUCGAGGGGUAAAGACCAACAUCCCCUUCCUGCAGAACGUCCUCAACAACCAGCAGUUCCUGGCGGGCACCGUGGACACCCAGUUCAUUGACGAGAACCCCGAGCUCUUCCAGUUGCGGCCCGUGCAGAACCGGGCCCAGAAGCUGCUGCACUACCUGGGUCACGUCAUGGUGAACGGUCCUCAGACUCCGAUCGCUACCAAGGCCACCCCGAGCCCCAUCGAUCCCAUCAUCCCCCCCGUGCCCAUGGGGCCGCCUCCGGCGGGGUUCAGGGACAUCUUGCUGCGGGAGGGGCCGGAGGGCUUUGCGCGCGCCGUGCGGAACCACAAGGGGCUGCUCUUGAUGGACACCACCUUCCGCGACGCCCACCAGUCCCUGCUGGCCACGCGCGUCCGGACCUACGACCUCAAGAAGAUCUCCCCUUACGUCGCCCACAGUUUUAACAACCUCUUCAGCAUGGAGAACUGGGGGGGGGCCACGUUCGACGUCUCCAUGCGUUUCCUGUACGAGUGUCCGUGGCGUCGCUUACAGGAGCUCAGGGAGCUCAUCCCCAACAUCCCCUUCCAGAUGUUGCUGCGGGGUGCCAACGCCGUGGGCUACACCAACUACCCUGACAACGUGGUCUUUAAGUUCUGCGAGGUGGCCAAGGAGAACGGGAUGGACGUGUUCCGCAUCUUUGACUCCCUCAACUACCUGCCCAACCUGCUGCUGGGCAUCGAGGCGGUGGGCAGCGCGGGGGGCGUGGUGGAAGCCGCCAUCUCCUACACGGGCGACGUGGCCGACCCCAGCCGCACCAAGUACUCCCUGAAGUACUACACGGACCUGGCGGAGGAGCUGGUGCGGGCGGGCAUCCACAUCCUGUGCAUCAAGGACAUGGCCGGCCUCCUGAAGCCGGCGGCCUGCACCAUGCUGGUGGGCGCGCUCCGCGAUCGCUUCCCGGACCUCCCCCUGCACAUCCACACCCAUGACACGGCGGGCUCGGGCGUGGCCAACAUGCUGGCCUGCGCCCAGGCCGGGGCCGACGUGGUGGACGUGGCGGUCGACUCCAUGUCGGGGAUCACCUCCCAGCCCAGCAUGGGGGCCCUGGUGGCCUGCACCAAGGGGACCCCGCUCGACACAGGGGUGCCUCUGGAGCGGGUGUUCGACUACAGCGAGUACUGGGAGGGGGCCCGCGGCCUGUACGCGCCCUUCGACUGCACGGCCACCAUGAAGUCGGGGAACUCGGACGUGUACGAGAACGAGAUCCCGGGGGGCCAGUACACGAACCUGCACUUCCAGGCCCACAGCAUGGGGCUCGGCUCCAAGUUCAAGGAGGUGAAGAAGGCCUAUGUGGAGGCCAACCAGAUGCUGGGGGACCUCAUCAAGGUGACGCCCUCUUCCAAGAUCGUGGGGGACCUGGCCCAGUUCAUGGUGCAGAACGGGCUGAGCCGGGCCGACGCCGAGGAGGGCGCCGAGGAGCUGUCCUUCCCGCGCUCGGUGGUGGAGUUCCUGCAGGGCUACGUCGGCGUCCCCUACGGGGGCUUCCCCGAGCCCUUCCGGACUAAGGUGCUGAAGGACCUGCCCCGGGUGGAGGGCCGGCCGGGCGCCACGCUGCCCUCCCUGGACCUGGGGGCCCUGGAGAAGGAGCUGGAGGAGCGGCACGGGGAGGAGAUGACGCCGGAGGACGUGCUCUCGGCCGCCAUGUACCCGGACGUCUUCCAGCAGUUCAAGGACUUCACCCACACCUUCGGGCCCCUCGAGUGCCUCGACACGCGCCUCUUCCUGCAGGGGCCCAAGAUCGCCGAGGAGUUUGAGGUGGAGCUGGAGCGGGGCAAAACCCUGCACAUCAAGGCCCUGGCCAUGGGGGCCCUGAACCGGGCGGGGCAGAGGCAGGUGUUCUUCGAGCUCAAUGGCCAGGUGCGCUCCAUCCUCGUCAAGGACACCCAGGCCAUGAAGGAGAUGCAUUUCCACCCCAAGGCCCUGAAGGAUGUCAAGGGCCAGAUCGGGGCCCCGAUGCCCGGCAAGGUGAUCGACAUCAAAGUGAAGGAGGGGGCCAAGGUGAGCAAGGGCCAGCCACUGUGUGUGCUGAGCGCCAUGAAGAUGGAGACUGUGGUGACGGCGCCCAUAGAGGGCACGGUCCGCAAGGUCCACGUGACCCGUGACAUGACCCUGGAGGGGGACGACCUCAUCUUGGAGAUCGAGUGACCCGCUCCCUCCCUCGUCCCCAGUGCCUUAGCAUUGGAGGCCCGCUCUCCCCCGGUUCUUUCGCAGACGCCGCUGCCCGGGAGACCGGGCCGCGGGAAGGGGCGGCUCGUGGCCCGUCGCGGCCACCCCGGGGACCAGCUGCUCACGGCCAGGGGGCCGAGAGAGGGGCCCCCCCCGCCUUCCCCGCCACGUGCAGGACGCGUAUCUUUGCCAAAUUGGUGCCCUCUUUCUUUGGGGGGAGUGGGGGUCCUGGCCAGGAAGACUGGGGGGACGAGAGACCGCCUCGUCUCAGCCUCGACAGACUCACUCAAUAAAGCCGAUUGUCAUCUC